UGAUAAGACCUUCUCCUGCCCAUGGGCUCGGUCAUAUAAAGUCUUGAGGGAGAUAACCAGCAUUUCUCAAAAUCUUCACUCAGGCACACAAACGCUUUCUACAGUGGCUGGACCCAGACAGUGAGCAGCCAUGCCAUCUGAACUAGAGACCGCCAUGGAGUCCCUCAUCAUGGUAUUCCACCGCUACGCUGGAAAAGAGGGCAAGAGCGGCACCCUGACCCGCCGUGAACUCCGAACCCUUAUGGAGAACGAGCUCUCUGGGUUUCUCAAGUCUCAGAAGGAUCCGACUACCAUAGACAGAAUUAUGAAGGACUUGGAUGCCAAUGGAGAUGGGGAGGUGAACUUUGAGGAGUUUGUGUCUUUGGUUGUGGGUUUGUCCAUCGCCUGUGAAGCGUGCUACAGGAUGCAGUUAAAGAAGACACAAAGCUGGAAAUGAAGAGGAAAAUGAUCCAUGCAGACAAACUGUAAAGUUAAUCAUGUUGUCUAUUAAAAUGUCUG
Molecule: messenger RNA, 498 nt
Organism: Sinocyclocheilus rhinocerous
Lineage: Eukaryota; Metazoa; Chordata; Actinopteri; Cypriniformes; Cyprinidae
Gene: s100a10a
Product: S100 calcium binding protein A10a
Exons: 3
Coding region: 131-436 (101 amino acids)
Cellular component (GO): cytoplasm
Molecular function (GO): calcium ion binding; calcium-dependent protein binding
Source: RefSeq, a predicted model, not a curated record